Cotesia glomerata is the source of this 2813-nucleotide messenger RNA. It is a transcript of the gene OstDelta, whose product is annotated as dolichyl-diphosphooligosaccharide--protein glycosyltransferase subunit 2. Gene Ontology annotation, biological process: protein N-linked glycosylation. Bases 107 to 2074 code for a protein of 655 amino acids. Gene Ontology annotation, cellular component: oligosaccharyltransferase complex; membrane. NCBI's taxonomy places the organism in Eukaryota, Metazoa, Arthropoda, Insecta, Hymenoptera, Braconidae. The transcript is spliced from 10 exons. The record is from RefSeq and is a predicted model, not a curated record.
ACUUCCUGUUGAAUGAGACUGUUUCUAAUAAAGGUUGUAUGUGUAAUAACAGAGCCAUUUUAUUCGAGAAGCCGACGUGGCUACCGGCUAACUAAUCCAUUUCACAAUGAAAAUAUUGCAAUGGUUUAUCGUCGUGGCAUCUGUAUUAGGAAUAAGCUUAGCUGCUACAGAUAUUACACCUUCGACUAAUUUUUAUUUAACUGAAAAUGAUAAACUUAGAUUACUAAAGGUCCUCGAACCAGGAUUUCAACUCAAUGAUGUUCAAUCUACAUUUUAUGCUGUCUUAGGGUACAAAUUGCUGGAUAAAGCUGUUCCUAACUCUUCGGAUGUGUGUAAAUACUUGAUUAAAAAUGCUGGAAUGGACUCUAACAUGACUCCCGAAUCAAUUUUUUUCAUCAUAUCUGCAUGGCAGAGUAUUGGUUCUUGUCAAUCGUUGCCUGUAUCUUCACUAUCAAAAAUAUUAUCUGAAGUGAUAGAAAAAGAUACAUCGACAGUUCCUGACUUGUAUCAUGCCAUAUCUGCGUAUGUUGCUCUGUCUCAGAAAUUAUCACAAUCUACGACAUCAAAAGUUGUCAAAGUUCUACAAGCUGCGUUGAAAAAAGAUGACAAUUUUUUGAAUGUUGGUUAUAUUUAUCAUAUUGCUGCAAACUUAGGGCCAGCUGGAGAUUUUGCUCUAGAUAAGAUUGAAGACACUAUUGUUCAAGCUGAUGAAAUUGACGGUCGCUUUUUGCGAUUUGAAGGUGGUCUUUCAGUUACAAGUCUUUUAGUUACUGGAAUAGCUAAAUUAUCAGCUGCCCGAAAGAAACCUCCACCUGUUACUCCUGAACAAAUCGUCAAAAUUACUAAUUACUUACUCUCAAGACAUUUGGUACAGUCUAUUAAGGGUGCUGCUAUGCUACUAUCUGCAUUAAAAACUAUUGCAUAUAAUGAUUUCAAUAAGCCUAUUUGUAUUACGCUUGCCGAAGGGAAAAACGCUGUAUCCGCUAAACAACCAUUGGUUAAUAUCAAAGUAAGUGAUAUCUUCGGUAAUUCACUUCCAACGGUUCCUACCGUAAUUGCGAACUCUGCGACGAGUUUGGACGACGACGUUGUUGUUAUCAGUAAGAAAAUCUUUACUCCAUCUCCAAAGGAUAAAACUAUUUUUACGAUGAAUUUCAUGAAUAUUAAACCUCAUCGGGGAUUUUACAAAGUAGCAAUUCAAGCAGGAUCAGUUUCGACUACUGUAACAGUUAAAGUUUUAUCUGAAGUCAAACUUAACUAUUUAGAAAUUGGUACUGGUGAUGCUGAUCAAACAACUCAGUCAAAAUUAAUCAAAAUUACUUAUCCGAAGAAACUCGAUCAUAAAAUUGAAGCUGAUUCACAACAAAAACUGGUUAUGAAAUUUUCUUUGUUAGACAUUACAAACAGUAAAUCGAUGCGUGUACAUCAAGCUUUUGUAAGAUUGUCAAAGCUUAUUAAAUCUGUUGAAGAAAAACAACUUCAUGAAGUUAUCUUUGUGGCAGAGCCUGAUGCUUCGAAUAUUUAUAAGUUUGAAAUGCCUGUCGGAAGUGAAGCUCAAACGUUUGGUUAUUAUUCUGGUGAAUAUGACGUUGAUUUGAUUGUUGGUGAUGCGGUCCUUAACAAUUCAUUCCAAUGGCGUGUAGCAACUGUAGAUUUAAAAUUCCCCGAACAAACAGGGAAUGAAGUUGUAAAUAUGAAUAAAUUUGUAGGAUACAGUAAAAAUUCUGCAAUAUUUACACCAAAGUCAGAAAUAAAGCAUAUGUUCCGAGAACCUGAAAAGAGACCACCAGUUUUUAUGUCAAACGUAUUCACUGGCCUUUGUUUAGCUCCAUUAUUGCUUUUAUUUAUUUUAUGGGCAACAUUAGAUGUUAAUAUUUCCAAAUUUCCAUACUCUCUGAGUGCAAUAAUUUUUCACUUUGGAUUAGGUGGAAUUUUUGUACUUUUCGGAAUAUUCUGGUUAAAGCUCAAUAUGUUUGUGACACUACAAUAUCUUCUUGGGCUUGGCAUUACAACGUUCUUAGCAGGCAGCAAACUUCUAUCGCAUAUUGCAUCAAAUCAAAAAGCGUCACGUUAAUUGAUAAAAAGUACUAAAUGUUUUUUUAAGUGACUUAUUCUCAUUUAUCACUCAAAUUGCAUUAAAUAGGAAUUAUCAUUUUAUAAAAAAAGUCAUUAAUAUUAAAUGAUUAAGUAUUAACUUAUAAAUUAAUAAAUUACAUAGCAAUUUAUUAUAUAAUACAAAAUAAAAUAAUUUUUUGUUUUUUUUUGUUGAAUCUUUUUUUUAUUUAUCUAUUUUUAAGUAAUACAAUUAACAAAUUCGGGAACGAUAAUAAUGUUUUAAUCGAAUAACUUUGAGAUAAAUUUCUGUUUGUAGAGACUUGAAUAAAUGACUCACCAAAUUUUUAGUUUAAUUAAAAAAAAAAAAAAAAAAAAAAAAACGAUUUAAUUUACUAGUCGAAAUUUUAAAUUCUCACAUAAAUAGCACCAUUUUUCUAGUAAACAUUGUUUUUCUUUUUUCAAAUUAUUUAAUAAUAAAUUUGCCGUGUUCACUUUAUACCAAAAAAAUUCUAAAUUAUCAAGCUUUCCAUAUAACUGAAGUGAAAUUAAUUAGAAUAAUUGAUUAAAUAAAAAGUAUCAAUACUAAGUUAGAGUAUCUUACUUGUCCAUCUUGAACGGGAAGCGAUUUCUCUGAGUGCAUUUGAAACUUUCUACAUGCCCGAAUGAGGAAUAAGAGAUAUUGACUCUUCUUUGUUAAAUUUUGUAAAUUUUUUAUUGUAAAAAUGUACUGCUUUACAAAUAAAUUUAAUAGAAAAUGA